AUGUCCGACGGUCUACGGCGGUUAGAAGGCGAGCGCGUGUUCUGCCACCAAUGUAAUAAUGAAUGGGACCGCUCAAGAGGAGGGUUGACCUGCCCUCGAUGCAACGGCGACUUUACCGAGAUCGUAAGUCCCAUCUAUUCCGGGCGCAAUCACUUCACUGACAGCCCUCAGCUCUCCGGCCAGAAUGGUGCGCCCGAAGAAGAAGACCUUUUCCCGGGGCAGCGAGCGGCCUCGCCGCCGCGUCAUCGUUAUCCUUUCGACUCCCCAUCACCAGACCAAGGUCCAUUAAGUGACCCGUUUCGAAGAAGCACGCCUUUCGAUGACCAUAAUCCCUGGGCGGAUGUACCUGAUCCAGAAGAGGGCGACAUCAGUACGUUUCAGUUUUCUACACCUGGCGGCGGUCGCGGCACUUUCUCCUUUACUUCAAGAACAUACGCCUCAAGAGGGCAGCCCUUUGCCGCGCGAGCCAUGACCGGUCCUCAGGUGUUUCCCUUUGGCCCAAUGUCUGCUUUCGGGAGCAUGGGGGGACCUGGCAACGGCGGCUUCAAUAACGACCCAAUGCGACGACAAGGGCCAAUGGCUCAACCGGCGGAUAUGCAAGAUCUCUUUUCAGUGAUCAUGCAAUCGAUGCAAGCUGCAAAUCUGAACAACACUGGUCCGAACGGUGAGCGAGCCACUCGAGGUGGCUUCUUCCUGGGUGGCGGUACGGCCGGUAACCGUCCACCUGGCCCGUUUGAAUUGCUUACGGCUAUUCUCAAUCCUGGCGGCGCUGGCAGGCAUGGAGACAUGGUAUGGUCGCAAGAACAUUUCGACCGCAUUCUCGAACAACUUGCAGAGCAAGGCAAUACUGCACCGCCACCAGCUUCGGAAGACGCCAUCAAGAACUUGCCCAAGAAGAAGAUGAACAAGGAGAUGAUGGGUGAUGAUGGACAGGCGGAAUGUUCCAUCUGCAUGGAUAACGUGGAAAUGGACGCAGAAGUUACUACCCUCCCUUGCAACCACUGGUUCCACGAGGAAUGCGUUGUUGCCUGGCUUAAGGAGCACGACACCUGCCCGCACUGCCGAAAACCGAUCACGAAUCCUGAGAACAAUCAGAACCAACCAUCAGGGUCACCAAGACUGUCCAGACGCUCCACGCAUCUGAGUGAUACUAUGAAUGGACCGGGAGGGGACGGGACUCGUGAAAACCCAUGGAGUGUCCCAGCUUCACCAAGCAGCAUACGAGACGCACGAAACCGAUACUAUGGCCGCAGGUCCGGCGAUCGAGAUCGAGAACCGAGCCGCCGGUCCAGCAGCCCUAGACGUCAAUCGCAGCCGGAGCAGUACUAUGGCGGUAGACACGAGAGCACCGAGUACUACACGCACCGUCCUGAACCCAGCCGGCAUAGUAGUCGUCGACAUAGCCGGCAUGAUCCACCGAGCAGUUCUGGGGGAGGAGUUACAGGAUGGAUUAGAAAUCACCUUCCUGGCGGAGGUGGCAGUCGUUAG
Cyphellophora europaea CBS 101466 is the source of this 1488-nucleotide messenger RNA. RefSeq lists its product as uncharacterized. The record is from RefSeq and is a predicted model, not a curated record. The transcript has a single exon. The coding region runs from base 1 to 1488 and encodes 495 amino acids. Lineage: Eukaryota; Fungi; Ascomycota; Eurotiomycetes; Chaetothyriales; Cyphellophoraceae.